CAGGAUGUUGAAGAAUCACAAAACCACACUGGCAAUCCCAUUGGAGAUGACUACAAAAAGAUGGGAACACUUUUUGGUGAACUGAACAAAAACCUCCUCAACAUGGGCUUCACAAGGAUGUAUUUUGGAGAACGAAUUGUGGAACCAGUAGUGGUCGUUUUCUUUUGGCUUAUGCUAUGGUUCCUUGGCCUGCAAGCCCUUGGACUAGUUGCUGUUCUUUGCCUUGUCAUUAUUUAUGUACAGCAGUAAAACAUCGGACAUUUGGUAGCCAUGUAUGUAAUUGAUAGAGCUAUACACUUGGGCUUUUUGAAAGCCAAUUGUUUGACAUAUUUCAUAUUGUAUACUGGCUGUUUUGUAAUUAAAAUUAUAAAUGAGUUUCUUUAAAAUGCAACUCUUUGUUAUAACAAGGAUGAAUAUAUAUUUUUGACUAUAUAUUAGCUUAUUCAAACUCUUUUUCACUCCUGUGAUCUGACCUACCUUUAGACACCUGCUUUCCCAUGCCAAAUCUGAACAUCACCCGACAGUGAUGGGGGAAAUAGCUUGGCAUGGAGUUGCAGGGAAGUGAUGGAGAUCUUGUAAAGUUCCAAUAAAACAUUUUGGAAGACAAAGGAAAAAGCAGCUAAGAAUAAGUUUUCAUUGGAAAACUGUUCCACCCCCCUUUCCAUUGAACAGUCCCAUUGGGGGAAGAUGUUUGUUUCUCUGUCAUCUCUGCAUCGUCCAAAACAAAGUAAAUGGUAGCUGCCACAUACCGCCGUAGUGCCGUGCUGUUUCCAGAAGACUGAAAAUAAUAUAUUUAUUAUUGGCGGUGAAGUUUUGGGGUUAAAUGUAAGUUUUUAUGUGUUAUACUUAGGCCCCCAUUACAUGGUUUGUAAAGUUAGAGUUGAUUCUGGUGCUCAUUUCUUUGUGUGAAUUUUUAAGGCUGCACACCUGGCAGUGCCUGUGAUUUGUACCUAGCCAGUUGCAUGUUUUUCCUAGAGACAUUUUCAGUGCAUUUGUUUCCAAGGGUUUAUAAUUUUAUAGUUCUUUUCUAACAAUUACUCGAAGGUUUAAAACAAUGCCUUUCCUGUCAUGGCAUGGAGUUUGUCCCCAAGAGAAUGAUUUCUAUCUUAUAAAAGAUAAAAAAAGUCAGAUCAUUUUUCUUUGAUACCUGUAUUGAAGAAUACAAGAGUACAGAAUAAAACCACAUGCUUAAAUUAAGAACUCGGUAGCCACUUGUAAUAUUCUAGGAUUAAAGCCAUUGGCUAGCCAGGUUUUUAAUGUGUACUAUGGGGUUUUAUAUUGAAACAAGCAUUUCUUUGUAUAUACUUUGAAAAUGAAAAAUGACUUUGAUAUGUCUGGUUUUGUUAAAGAACCUAAAAUCUGUACACUUUUGUCUAAGAGUCAUCUAUUUGAACAAAGAAAUUUAAAUACAGAAAUGGGGCAUCGAGGUAUUUUUGUUUGGCAGGGCAUUAACUAAAGCAAUAGGGUAUUUACUAGGCCACUUUGUAAAGUUCUUAUUCUUGCAGUUUUAAACAUUAUUCUGUAAGAAAUUCUGAAACAGAAAAUUAUGAAAACAUUUAGCUUAGCUUUCUAAAAUCAAUUUUGCACAAAAAAUAAAUAAAUAAGAAAGCAGGAAUACUAA
Molecule: messenger RNA, 1621 nt
Organism: Cricetulus griseus (Chinese hamster)
Lineage: Eukaryota; Metazoa; Chordata; Mammalia; Rodentia; Cricetidae
Source: RefSeq, a predicted model, not a curated record